Molecule: messenger RNA, 408 nt
Organism: Geodia barretti
Lineage: Eukaryota; Metazoa; Porifera; Demospongiae; Tetractinellida; Geodiidae
Source: the annotation of a GenBank genome assembly
AAAGGUGCCUGAGGCUAUUUGUUGUUAUUUACAAACAUGUAUUGUUGUGAUUUUGAUGUUGGCUAUUGAAUACAUUGUGUAUACAAACUUUUGCUCGCAUAACUCUUACCAAUUGUUAGACCGCAGUCACGCGCAAUUGACCAAUCAGAUUACAGAAUUGCGGGGGGUUUAUUUUUCAUAGACACCUCGUUUCAGGUGUCUAUGGCGUUUGCAGGUGGUCUACAGCAAACUCCCCGUACAAAAUGGCUAUUCUCAAAAGUCGUUAUCUGCGCAAACCGGCCGAUUCCGCGUUCGGUAUAUGUAAGCGUAGAAGGCGCGACUGGCAAAGUAGCUCUUUUAAAAUGCGUAGUGCACCUGCAAGAAGUCUGUGGACAGUCUCCGGAGCUCGCGAAAGUCAGAAAUCACGUC